GACUUGCAAAACAAACUGCAGCGCAUUUUGCUACCGACAAGCGAACUGAGCACAUCUUCACAAACCAAAGAAAUCAUAAAGCUUACAAGAUUACAAGCCGAAAGGUGGGGAAUAAAUUUCUGAAUUACUCUGAAAAAAGAAGAAAAGCGACUUAAUAGAGAAAAUGGAGGAGGAACUGGCAAAAGCGUUACAAUUUGCACGGCAGGCCGAGAAUACGCAACAGAAGCCGGCAAUGGUGUCUAACAUCGGGUCGACUCCGAUGCAAAUGACGAAAAUUUUUGGGGGAGCGAAUGACGCGAAGCGUAUGAGUUUUGACGAGAGCAUGCCACAAUACAGUACUUCGCCGUUGUCCUCUUUCCUCUCCCACUCUCCGGGAGGCACCCAGUACCCGGGAGGUUACAACCCUGCCCGACGAGAUAGCUUGAAGAAUAUGUGGACUACGCAGGAUUUUGGGACGAUGGAUUGAGGUGAAAAGUUAUCCAGAAAUAAAUUCAAUCAGGAACAACGGUGUGACUUUUUCGACUCGGUGGAAAAUAAAAAUGGAAAUGAAGAUGUCUUCGUGACUUGGUGUUUUUCUAGAAUAUUUUAAAAAAUGGGGGGGAUAAAAAUAGUGCGUUUAUAUUUGUAGUUAGACCCACCACCACCCGUGUAGAAGUUAGUUAAUUAGUUAGUUAAUUGUAUAGUUAGAAAUUUAAUUAGUGUGUAAUUUAAUUAUAUGAGUAGAAUUUAGAAACUGGACUGAAUUUAUAUACACAUUUUUGACUUGGAGAAAUCGAUCGAUGGUGUUUAUUACUUACUUAUUUGUUGUUUUAUUUAUUUCUUGAUUAAAAUAAAAUAUGUUUCCGUUUCAAGAUUUUAUUUUA
Messenger RNA from Folsomia candida, 863 nucleotides. RefSeq lists its product as uncharacterized. The transcript has 5 exons. Bases 164 to 466 code for a protein of 100 amino acids. NCBI's taxonomy places the organism in Eukaryota, Metazoa, Arthropoda, Collembola, Entomobryomorpha, Isotomidae. The record is from RefSeq and is a predicted model, not a curated record.